Messenger RNA from Prorocentrum cordatum, 714 nucleotides. Lineage: Eukaryota; Dinophyceae; Prorocentrales; Prorocentraceae. The record is from the annotation of a GenBank genome assembly.
AUGUGCCGCUCCGCCCCCGCCGCUGACUCCGCAUGCGCCGCAGCCGACGCCGACUGGUCCGACGGCCUCGCGGACCCGCACGGCGGGGGUGCGCGGCGCAGCGAGGUGCACUGCGAGCGCUCCGUGCCCAGCCGGCGUUCCCCCGCCUUCCGGCACGGGCUCGCGGCAAAGGGGCCCGAGAACUGGUGUCCGGCGGCAGGCCCGAAGCCGCCGGACAGCCUGGGGGAGCGGGCACCUGGGUACGCCACUGACGUGGACGAGGCUGGGCGGCAGAGGUACGACGACCUGCUUCGCUCCUCGCUUCUGCCCGGCGGCGGGGGGGGGCGGCUGCUCGGCUACGGCGGAUGCCCCCCGCGCGCCGACGGCCCGCUGGGCGCCGCGGUGGACGGGUGCCCCAGCCAGCGCGGUGUGGAGCCUCCUCGCAGGUUCCCCAAGGAUCCGUUCAGGGUCCUGCAAGCGCACGGCCUGCGUGAUGACUACUACUCCACCCUCCUGGAUUUCGCCGCUGCCGACGACCUCGCCGUGGGCCUUGGCAGCGCGGUCGACCUGUGGAGCUCCAAGACCCGCAUUAGUUCCAGGCUUGUGCAGCUGCGGGGGGCGGACGUUGUCCAGUCAGUGAAGUGGUCGGCUGCGGUCUGCUCGAGCCUAGCGGUGGGCACGCUCGCGGGGGAGGUGAGUCUGGAUCCGAAACCUCCUCCAGGCCUUGUCCUGUGA